AUGGGUAAUUCAUCAUCAUCAAAGAAACAACAAAAACAUGAACAAAUAAAAAAACUUCAAAAGAAGCAGACGUUUUGUUGUUUUUGUUCAACAAAAUCAUCGUCAUCUCUAUCAUUGUCAAAUGACAGUUAUUUACCAACAUUUGAUCGAAUUGUUGAAAAGAAAAUAUCAUUCCACAACAACAACAACAAUAAUAACAACAAUCAAAAUAGUUAUUCGAAUUACUAUGUUGAUCUAACACAAUCAACUAAAAAUACGAAUGACAUUGUUCAAACACUCACUGUUGAAAUACCAAAACAAGAGCAAUCAAUAUCAGAAAAUUCUUCAAUUAUUUGUACACCAACAUUAUCAUCAGUUAGUAAUACUAAGAAAGUAAAAGAUGAUAAUAAUUCACUUUUAACAACAUCUUCUACUAGUAGUAGUCAUAAUAGACGCUCUUUAUCUCUCGAUAAUGUUGUUGUUACACCCACUCUAAAUCGACAUACGGAUAAUUCGGAUGGAGAUGGUGUUUUUAAAAUACCACAGUUACCAUUGCGACAAUUACCCUCUGUUGUCACACCAUCAGCAACAAUUACUCAAAGUCGUUCACAUCAUUUUUCAUCAUUUCGUUUACCACUUACGAAUACAAAACGUACAUAUUAUUCACAAUCGAUCGAACAAGCAAAAUCGUCAAUUGAAGAUUUAGAAAAAUCAUUACAAGGUUGUCAAUCAAUUGAUAAAUGGAUUGAUUCAUUAUCAAUUCUUGGUACACCAUCAUUAAGUCGUAUUAAUAAACAUCGAAUAAUUACAACGCCCGUUAGUCAACAACGACAGAAAAAACGAACAUCAACUACAGUCGAUGAUGAAUUAUUUAUUAAUUAUCAAAAACCUACUAUUAACGAAAUAGUGUUUAAUAAACAAUGUGAAAGUCCGGUGAUAAAUGAUUUUGACGAAGAUUUACCAACAUUAUUAGUUUCUAAUACAACGAGUAAUUUAGAAGUUUUACAUUUAGCUAAAUGUCUUAAUUUAAACUUGUUAACAUUAAAUAAUUAUCUAAAAGAUUUUUUAUUUCGUUUAUUAUAUUAUCAACAAACAUUAUAUAAACAGCGUUUAAAAUUAUUACCAUUAUCGUGUAAUAAUAAAAAAACUAUUAAAAAUCAUUUUUCACAUCCAGUUAUGAUUUAUCCAGUAAUUGAUAAUAACAGUACUCAAAUAUCAACAAUUUUAGCUAAUGAUUUAUAUAUUGAAUUCAUCUAUCCAUUAGAAUGUAUUUUGCCCACAUUAUUAACCAGUCCUUAUAGUACAUAUAAUAUUCAAGAACAAAUACGUUCACGAUGUUUUUUCAUUCCAGAAAUUUGUUUUAAAACAUUACCAUUAGAUGAUGAUUAUAAACAUAAACAAGAAAUAGAACAAACAACUUUAACUCAUGUUGUUAUUGAUUUAGAAAUGGGUAAUAAAGAUACAUCAAAUCAAAUAAAAAAAUUACAACAAACGGAUGAUUCAUCAUUAUGUUUAUUUAUUUGUGAUGAAAAUGAACAUUCAACAUUUUAUACUGGACAUAUUCGUUUAGAUAAAUCAUAUUUGAAACAGUAUACACAUUUUGUUUAUCGUCUAUCUAAUGAACAAGAAGGAGAAGAUAAUAAUUAUUAUUUAUCAUCGUAUGUAUUUCGACAAUGGUUUCAAUCAUUAAUUAUUUUAAAUCAAACAUGUUCAAUAGCAAAUCGUUUUUUAACGGGUGAUGGGAGUUAUUUAACUUGUCUAUUAAAACCUGAAAAAACAAUGACAAAAAUUGAUUUGAUUGACAAUAAUGAAAUUAUUAUGAACAAUAGUAAUUCUUCUAGUCUUUCAAAUCAUGUGUUGAAACGAGAAUCGAGUAUUGAACAAAAUUUAUCAACUAUGGAUGAUCAAUAUCAUAUUCAAUUAGUUUGUUUACGUUUACCACCUACAUUAUAUUUACUUGAUUCAUCAUCUACUGAUCAAAACGAUCAUAUUAACAAUAAUAAAGAAACAAAUGAAUUAAGAACAAAAUUAUCACAUAUUCAUGCAUUCUCUGAUUUAUUUUUAUCAAAUAAUAAAAAUUCUGAAACUUGUAUUAACGUUGAUUAUGAACAAUAUGUUUUUGCUAUUCCAUUAAUAAAAUGGCCAACUUAUAUUCUCAAUAAUUAUUAUUAUAAACGUAAUUUAAAACGAAAAUGGCCAUCAAAAUAUCAUAUGAAUAUAAUUAUUAAAAAACAAAUAUUAGUAAUACCAAAAUCAAAUUGUAAAAUGAAUUUAUCACAAUCAACAAAUCAUCAUCUCGAUGAUCGAUGGCAAUUAAAUUUUGAUUUAGUUGAAAAUUUAUUAUAUGAAUAUAUGAAUGAGUCAACUUUAUUUUUAUUUACAUUUUGUUUACAACUAUUUUCAUUAACAAAAAAAUUAAAUGGAAUUAAUCAUAGUGUCGAUUAUGAGAAUGAACAACAACAACAAAAUGAUGAAUAUGCAAUUCGUUUAUGCAUAAAACAUUGUUUUUUAAAUUAUUGUGAAAAAUAUGGUCUACCAUUUUCGACAUCAAUAUCUAGUCGUCAAAGUACAAACGAUUCGAUAUUAGAUUUGACACAUCAUUUUUUAAAAGAAUUAUAUGCAAAUUUAAAACAAAAUUUUCUUUCUCAUUAUUUUAAUCAUGAAUACAAUAUUUUAAAUAUAUUUUUUGAUAAUGAUAAUUCUAAUGUGUUUUUGAAAUGGUUUAAUCAUAUUGAAUAUUGUUCAUUGGAUCGUCAAAAAUGGUUUACAUUAAAAUUACAAUAUUCAAAUUCAACAAUGUCUGUCUAUAAACCAUUAGUAAUUGAAUAUAUGUUUUAUUAUAUUGAUCAAUUGUACGAUGAAUUUCAUAUAAAACGAAAAGAUAUGAGAUUUAAUGAACAAGUACUCAUUGAAUUACAUGAAAAAUUAUGUGAAAAAUUAACAAAUGAAAAUGGUCUAAUAUGGACGAAUGAUAUUAUGAAUAAUCAAACAAUUCGAAUGAAAAUUCAAUAUCAAUUAGCAAAUGAAUUUGAAAAAAAUGCUGAAUUAAUACAUACAUGUUUAAAUCAAAUACGACGAGCUGAAUCAUCGUUAAUAUUUCAUUAUACAUGGACAUUAUAUUUACAAUAUUUGCAUUCUUAUUUUAACUGUAUAUGGAAUUUAUUUCAAUAA
Messenger RNA from Didymodactylos carnosus, 3150 nucleotides. NCBI's taxonomy places the organism in Eukaryota, Metazoa, Rotifera, Eurotatoria, Philodinida, Philodinidae. The record is from the annotation of a GenBank genome assembly.